Molecule: messenger RNA, 4066 nt
Organism: Paraphaeosphaeria sporulosa
Lineage: Eukaryota; Fungi; Ascomycota; Dothideomycetes; Pleosporales; Didymosphaeriaceae
Exons: 3
Coding region: 164-3904 (1246 amino acids)
Biological process (GO): phosphatidylinositol dephosphorylation
Cellular component (GO): cytoplasm; membrane
Molecular function (GO): phosphatidylinositol-4,5-bisphosphate 5-phosphatase activity; phosphatidylinositol-3,5-bisphosphate 5-phosphatase activity
Source: RefSeq, a predicted model, not a curated record
UGCAGUGUGCGCUGCUGGACAAGCACCGCGCCGACGCUGAGUGCAACACACGGGUGCUCCUGCUGCGCCCGUCCACGACGCCUCUCCUCGCGCCCGCUGCUGCCCGCGCGCGAUUCCGAACGCGCCCCGGACAUGCCUGGCGCGCCCCUGCCCACCGCCAACAAUGUCCAUCCGCGUUCUGAUCAAGGACUAUCCGCACCGCGCCAUCGCCCUGUCCACGCCCACGCACGCCCUCGUCCUGCGCCACAGCCCGACUUCGACCGAGCACAAUGCCAGCGCAUCGACUGCAUCGCUGGGGAGCAGCGGCGCCGGCGCCGCGCGCUGCAUGGUCGAGUUUGCGCGCCUCGACGGCAUGGACCUGGGCGACUAUCGCGCUCUCAACAGCGUCAACGCGCACGGCACCCUGGGCCUCAUCACCGUCAAUGGUGAUGUGUUCCUCGUCGUGGUCAACGGCAGCCGCAAGGUCGCUGACGUGCGCCCGGGUGAGACGGUGCAGCGCAUACACAGCGUGGGCUUCUACUGCCUCAACAGCGCCAGCUACGAUGCCCUGCUCAAUGACGAGGUCAACCCCUACCCCACCGACACCAUCGACGACGAGGGCUUCGAGAUGGGCUUCGGCCGCGGCAAGUCGGAGAACCCCAUGGAGCACCCGUGCCUGGCCCUCAAGAAGCUGCUGAGCAGCGGCACCUUCUACUACAGCUCCGACUUCGACUUGACGCGGAGACUGCAGGAGCGGUCGUCGGAUGCCGCCACUGUCUCCAUCGACAGCUUGGAUGCAGGCUUCCUGUGGAACUCGUACAUGAUCCAGCCGCUCGUCGACUUCAGGUCGAGACUGGCCCCGCGGGAGAAGCAGGCCCUGGACGCUUCGGGUAUCCUCACUUCUGCCAUCCGCGGCUUUGCCCUGACCGUCACCGUGCCCUCCUCCUCGUCGCCUGUGCGAGCCCCAAAAUCUGGCCUGCCUUCGCAGAUGACGCUCAUCUCGAGACUGUCCUGCCGACGCGCUGGGACCAGGUUCAAUGCGCGAGGCAUCGACGACGACGGCAAUGUCGCCAAUUUUGUCGAGACCGAAACCAUCUUCUGCGCACCGACCGGCCUCUGUUUCUCGUACACUCAGGUCAGGGGAAGCGUGCCGUUGUUCUGGGAGCAGGCAACUGGACUGCUCCCUGGACAACAAAAGAUCACCAUCACCCGAUCACCAGAAGCUACCCAACCCGCCUUCGAUAAGCACUUUGAAAACCUUGAGCUCAGCUAUGGCGCUAUACACGUGGUCAAUCUUCUUAGUAAUGAGAAGCCGAACGAAAUCGAGUUGACCCAUAGGUACCGUCACCACAUAAGACAGAGCCCUAUGAACUAUGCCCACGAACAGAGCAAGGAGCACGAACUCAUCAAACUCACCGAAUACGAUUUCCAUGCCGAGACCAGGGGGCCUGGCGGGUAUGAGAUGGCGAGUAUGAUCCAGCAGUGGAUUCGGGAUUCUGCAGACGGUUUUGCAUAUUAUCUCUCCGAGGAUAUUGAAGAACAUGCGCGAUCAGGUGGCAAGGAAUGCGUUGUUCGAAGACCGACUACAAUUCUACAACAGGAAGGCGUCUUCAGGACCAAUUGUCUAGACUGUUUGGACCGAACAAAUCUUGUCCAAACCAUCAUCAGCAAGAUGGCCCUAGAGAUUCUUCUAAACCAUAAGAAUUCGGGAGCCGGUCAGGACUUUUGGGCCCGGCACUCGAGCAUGUGGGCAGAUAAUGGAGAUGCGUUAUCGCGCAUCUACGCCGGAACAGGAGCGUUGAAAUCUUCGUUCACUAGACAUGGGAAGAUGUCACUUGCUGGAGCCCUAGCUGACGCUAGAAAGAGUGCUACACGUAUGUACAUCAACAAUUUUGCGGAUAAAGGACGACAGAACACUAUCGACAUGUUGCUUGGCCGGUUGAUGGGCCAAGUCCCGGUACACCUGUACGAUCCCAUAAAUGACUUUGUCAUCGCCGAACUCAAUAGACGGUCGGCCGAAUUCACUGAGACGGAAGUAAUCCACAUCCUCGCCGGGACCUUCAACCUGAACGGCAAGACGCAUGGCCUCCAUGAAGACCUAACACCUUGGUUGUUCCCAGAAGUAGUAUCUUCUCAGCAAUGCCCUGAAAUCGUUGCCGUGGGAUUCCAGGAGAUCGUUGAAUUGAGUCCACAGCAAAUCAUGUCUACAGACCCAACGAGGCGGCAGGCCUGGGAAACUGCUGUGAGGAAUUGCCUGAAUGAGAAUGCGUCGAAUCACGGGCAGGAAGAAUAUGUUUUGUUAAGAGGCGGGCAACUAGUAGGCGCAAGCCUGUCCGUUUUUGUCAGGGCAGGGUCGUUAAAGAGUAUCAAGAACGUCGAAGGAAGUCUAAAAAAGACUGGUAUGUCUGGCAUGGCAGGUAACAAAGGCGCUGUGGCUAUUCGCAUGGAGUACGCAAAUACCUCAAUAUGCUUCGUGACGGCACAUCUUGCAGCCGGGUUCGCAAAUUACGAAGAGAGAAACAGAGACUACAAAACCAUCAGCCAUGGUUUGCGAUUUCAGAGGAACCGAUCGAUUGAAGAUCACGAUACCGUGAUCUGGCUCGGGGACUUUAAUUAUCGGAUAGGCUUAAGUAACGAAAAGGUGCAGAAAUUGUGCCAUGUCGGUGAUCUUGAGACACUUUAUGAGAACGACCAGCUGAACCUCCAAAUGGUCGCUGGCCUGACCUUCCCCUAUUACUCCGAGGCACGUAUUACCUUCCUUCCCACGUACAAGUACGACAUUGGGACCGACGUUUACGACACCUCCGAAAAAGCUCGCAUUCCCGCUUGGUGUGACCGAAUUCUUCGGAAAGGCGAUAAUAUACGUCAAAUCAACUAUGAUUGCGCUCCGCUUCGCUUCUCUGAUCAUCGUCCAGUGUAUGCAACAUUCCAGUGUCUAAUUAACAAAAUUGACGAGAAACGCAAAGAAAAGCUUAGCCAAGAGCUGUACGGCAAGCGGAAGGAGGUUGUGGGCGACACACGCGCAUCUACUGGGGCAGCUAUGGAAGAUACCGAUGAUGAGGAUUUGUUGGGAUAUGAAAGCGUAGAACCUGGUCUACCACCUGCGAGUUCAGAUCGACGAAAAUGGUGGCUUGAUAACGGGCUACCAGCACGCUCGAGAGUGCAGCCACCCAGCGACGACCAUUUCCCCAAUCAUAAGCGGCCUAGUAAUCCAUUUACGCCUUCACCCGAGCCUGACUGGGUCGAAGUGCGAACAACUGGUAAACCAGAGCCACCACCGGCCAGGGGUACACAACGCGCACAUACAGUAGACUUCCACGACGUCAGAACGAGUGUACCGAAUGAAGUAGCAAACCCUGCCACAAGUUUCCAACCAAGUCCUACCGCUCGAAAGCUCAUAGCUCCACCAUUCAACCUCAAUGCGCCCUCAUUCGCCAAUGCCAGCAAAAAUCCCUCGGUUGCCCAUCUCGACAGGUCUUACGAUCUCAGACGGACUCCUUCCGCCGCAUCCACCCGCUCGCUACCAGCGCUUCCCCACCGUACUGCCCAACCAACUCCAGCCUCUCAUAGUACACGACAUGUUUCUCGCAAAGCAGCACCGCCAAUACCCACCAAGAAGCCUUCACUUCACGGGACGCCUACUGUGCCACCUCAACGCUACCGUGAUGACCCCGAUUCCGGCGCUAUGUCUGACUCCAACCCGAGUCGCCCGCUACCACCACCACCUCGUCGUUCCAUGGCCGAGAGGAAACCCGUCGAGGCGGGCAACGGCGUAGGUAAUCUGGUUGAUGCCGGUGAUGAGAGGCCGGCGUUGCCGCCACGGACCGGGACUGAGCUGAGUGCACGAGGAAGGAGUCUGAUGGAUGAUGAACCCGAGGACAUGGAGAAUUUGAGAAGUUGGGAGGUGCUGAAGCCGGUGAGAUAGGACUGGAUCCUGUUUGCACCAAGCAGCCAUGUCCGGAUAGAGCUAGCUAGAUUAUAGAACUUGACCGAUUGGCGCGGCUUUUAGGUACGCAUUGCAGAUUGUUCUUCUGCUUUCUUUGCCAUGUAGCUUGAACUCUUCCACUUUUCUUGUAUGGUUUCGCAA